UAGAACAGAACAGCGAAUUGUUCAAUUGCUCCUUCAUCAGCUCCAACCAAAGAAAUGCUCUUUCAAAAACGGUACCCAAAUUCUAUUUGCUAAUGCUCUAGUCUGCCAACAAAACAGUCGAGCUUUAACCGGGAGAGAUUUCAGUGAACGAACAUAAGAAUGAUUCGUCUAAUUUUUGUUUAAAACACCAAUUUACAAACCAAUACUACUACACCCGAGCAGCUGCCAUUGAGAUGAACAGAAAUUCUAACGGUUAAUUCACUCCAGGUAGAACUACUUGAUACACGGAGUUUGCCAUCUCCACCGUUGCAGGAAUAGCUCUGGCGGGUCACGUGAUCUCACAGUAGCUCCUGCUGCCAGAGACAUUGAACUGCGUUGUCUUCAUCCAGUCGAGUCAGUCAAGCGUCAGUGGAGUGGAGCGCGAGAGAGCUCAAUACCACAAUCAUGACCACUACAACAGCAGAAGCCGAGACCCGCCAGAGACUGCUGCGAAACGUGAAGAAGGAGGUCAAGCAGAUCAUGGAGGAAGCAGUCACAAGGAAGUUUGUUCAUGAAGACAGCAGCCAUAUUGUCUCAUUCUGUGCUGCUGUUGAAGCCUGUGUGCUUCAUGGGUUGAAGAGGAGAGCUGCUGGUUUCCUACGAAGCAACAAGAUAGCUGCACUCUUCACCAAAGUGGGCAAAAGCUUCCCUCCAGCUGAGGAGCUGUGCAGAAAAGCCCAGGAGCUGGAGCUGGUCUUUGAAAGCAAACGAAGUCAGUCUAUUUCUUACAGCGAGAGCAACCGUAAGAUGUCCAAAGUCCCAAACUUCUCGCCUCAGGCUGUCAGACACUUGUGGAUCCACACAGCACUCAUUGAGAAAGUGCUGGACAAGAUUGUACUGUACCUGGUGGAAAACAGCAGUAAGUUUUACGAGAAGGAGGCUAUCCUAAUGGAUCCUGUGGACGGCCCUAUCCUCGCCUCUUUGUUAGUGGGCCCCUGUGCGUUAGAGUACACUAAAAUGAAGACGGCAGAUCAUUUCUGGACAGAUCCUUCAGCUGACGAGUUGGUGCAAAGGCAUCGUAUUCACAGUGGCCACUGCCGACAAGACUCACCUACAAAGAGACCUGCCCUCUGCAUUCAGAAAAGACACUCCAGUAGUAGUAUGGAUGAAAGGCCAUCUCCCUCCCCCUUCGCCAGAGACUACGUGGAGUCUCUUCAUCAGAAUUCCAGAGCGACCCUCCUGUUCGGAAAGAACAACGUACUGGUGCAGCCGAGGGAUGAUAUGGAAGCAAUCCCAGGGUACCUCUCUCUACACCAGACGGCUGACUGCAUGACGCUGAAAUGGACGCCAAAUCAGCUAAUGAACGGCUCCAUGGGAGAUCUUGACUAUGAGAGGAGUGUUUACUGGGACUACGCCAUGACAAUCCGCCUGGAAGAGAUUGUGUACUUGCAUUGUCAUCAGCAGGUGGACUGUGGGGGAACAGUGGUUCUGGUUAGUCAGGAUGGGAUUCAAAGGCCUCCGCUUCGUUUUCCCCGUGGUGGUCACCUCCUACAGUUCCUCUCCUGUCUGGAAAAUGGUCUGCUGCCUCACGGCCAGUUAGACCCUCCACUUUGGUCCCAGAGAGGAAAGGGUAAAGUAUUUCCUAAGCUAAAGAAGAGAUGUCCACAGGGAUCCUCAGACUCUGUCUCAGACAAAGAAGAGGAAGAAGCAACAGAUUAUGUCUUCCGCAUUGUUUUCCCAAACAGGCAGUCAGAAUUUGUGGCUCCAGAAUUCAUAGAUCAGGGAGUAAACAUGUGGCACCCAACACCAAGGAAAUCAUCUUGCUCUUCCUGCUCACAGAGUAGUUUCUUUGAUGGAGCACCACCUAAUGGAUGUAACCAUGAAAGGGCCCCUCUGAAGUUGCUGUGUGACAAUAUGAAGAACCAGAUCAUCUCCCGAGCUUUCUAUGGAUGGCUGGCGUACUGCCGUCACCUGUCCACGGUACGCACUCACCUGUCUGGCCUUGUCAAUCACACUAUUGUGGAACCAGAUGUGCCCACUGACGCCUAUGGUGGGCUCACAACAGAAGUGUGGCAGAAGUUUCUUGAAGACUGCAGUACCUAUGAGGAGAAGGAGUUACUGAGGCUAGUUUAUUUCGGUGGAGUUGACCCUUCUUUGCGAAAGGAAGUCUGGCCUUUCCUGCUGGGUCAUUACCAAUUUGGGAUGUCUGAGGCUGAGAGAAAAGAGGUGGAUGAGCAGAUGCGAGCGUGCUAUGAGCAAACAAUGAGCGAAUGGUUAGGGUGUGAGGCCAUUGUUAAGCAGAGAGAAAAAGAACAGCACGCUGUGGCGAUAGCCAAGUGUUCGUCUGGGGCGAGUAUAGACAGCACCACACAAAGAAUAAUGCACCGUGACUCCACCAUCAGCAAUGAGUCCUCGCAGAGCUGUAGUUCAGGCAGGCAAAGAGAUUCCAGGCUGCAGAGCGACUCCAGCAGCAGUACUCAAGUGUUUGAGUCUGUUGAAGAGGUCGACCAGAUUGAGUCUGAGCCCAAGAGUGAAGACAAACAGGUUUCCAAAAUCUCAAAUGGAACACCCCAAAAUGGCACCAGUUCUCCAGACUCUGGUCACCCCUCUUCCAGAAACUUCUCUGUUACUUCUGGUCAGUCAGACUCCUUGAGCACAGAAGACAGUGGGAUACAUGACCCAAGCCUUAAAGCCCAGCUACAGCUAGCAGUAUCAAAGGAAAGGUUUGAAAGUUCAUCUGGAGAGGAAGGAAAGCUGACUGAGGAAGGUGAGACCAAAUCGGUUGAGAAACUAGGUGUGAGAGAAUAUAGUAAAAUUGAGGUUAACAAAGUGUUGUCUUCGGAUGCAGUUGUGACAAAAUCAGAGAGAAGCAAGAAGGCCACAGAGAGCUCCGAUAAAAGGGCAGAGGUCGAGACAGGGGUGUUGAAAACAGCUCGAGAUGCUUUUGAGGCUCCUGCAGCAGCUCGCAGCCACAUGACCAAAACAGAAGUGGGCGAAUCUCCAGAGAGAACUUUGACAUCAAAAAAUGAAGCACUGGCACAGCGAACUGAGUCAGAUAUUCCCAAAGCAACAGAGGUCGUUCAAUCGACUCCUCCAGAGUUGAAGAUGAAUGAGAAUCGGGUAAAUGUGGACAUUGAAAGGUCCCACAUGGGAAUUAAAGAUAUUAGAGCAAUCGAGGAGAAACCUUUGGUAACAAAAGAUCAUAAAUUGUCAGAUGCACUUGAGCAGAAGGUUGUAGCAGACACACUGGUGUCUGUUUCAAAGGAGGAUGAUACAGAGAAGACUGUAAAAACCAAUGAAACAAGCCAAUAUAAAGACUCCAAGAUAUACAUGGAUGAUGCCAACAAUAUUAGUGCCACACAGAUAGCUUUUAGACCAGGUGAUGAGAAAGAGAAGAAGACUAUGAAGACCAGUGAUUUACCCAAUGAAGCUGGAACAGCAGCAUCAGUUCUCCUAAAAACCACUGGUACAGAGCAAAGAAAAGAGAAGGUUGUUACAACGAGGACCACACAUAAAGAAAUGCUGAGAAACGCUCCAGUAGUUGAGGAGAUGGUGGUUCCUUUGGUGCAUGAAGCUUUUAGCACAAGAGAGAUGGGUGAAGCCCAAGAUGCAACUGAGUCAGACGAGUCUCCCUCUGCCAUUGAAAUGGAAGAGAUUCCUACAGCUAAAGUGUCCUGGCCUGGGAGGAAGAGUUCACCCAGAACCAAGGGUAAUGAGCAGACAACUGUACCUGUAUUGGAACUCAGACUGGAGGAAGCUCAUGGAAAGCCCAGCUCUGAUGGAAUUAAUUCUGAGGAGCCAGAGAUGGAGAGUCUUUGCCCACAGCUUGAUUCACUGGCUGUGAACACUACGAAUGAAGCUACCUCUCCAGUUUCCUCUAUAGGCACCACUUAUUCUCAAGAGCUUUUGGACAUGUACACUCUAAAUCUGCACCGCAUUGAUAAAGACGUUCAGCGCUGUGACAGAAAUUACUGGUACUUCACACCUGCUAACUUGGAAAAACUACGCAAUAUCAUGUGCAGUUAUAUCUGGCAGCACCUGGAAAUUGGAUAUGUCCAGGGCAUGUGUGACCUGCUCGCUCCCUUGUUAGUUAUUCUAGAUGAUGAGGCCAUGGCCUUCAGUUGUUUCACUGAACUAAUGAAAAGGAUGAAUCAAAAUUUUCCUCAUGGAGGUGCGAUGGACACCCACUUUGCCAACAUGAGAUCUCUGAUCCAGAUCCUAGACUCAGAGCUGUUUGAGCUAAUGCAUCAGAAUGGGGACUACACCCACUUCUACUUCUGCUAUCGCUGGUUUCUUCUUGACUUUAAAAGAGAGUUGGUGUAUGAUGAUGUGUUUGCUGUUUGGGAGGUCAUCUGGGCUGCUAAGUGUGUCUCCUCCAGCCAUUUUGUGCUCUUCAUUGCUCUUGCAUUGGUGGAGAUAUACAGAGACAUCAUUCUAGAAAACAAUAUGGACUUCACAGACAUCAUCAAGUUUUUCAAUGAAAUGGCUGAGCAUCACAAUAUCAAGCAAAUUCUGACUCUGGCUCGAGACCUGGUGUGCAAAGUGCAGACACUUAUAGAGAACAAGUAACUCUGAAGACUCUCACCUCUGUUGUUUAUCGUGUUCACAU
This is a messenger RNA of Cyprinus carpio (common carp), 4588 nucleotides long. Its product is annotated as small G protein signaling modulator 1-like. Lineage: Eukaryota; Metazoa; Chordata; Actinopteri; Cypriniformes; Cyprinidae. Gene Ontology annotation, molecular function: GTPase activator activity. Gene Ontology annotation, biological process: activation of GTPase activity. The record is from RefSeq and is a predicted model, not a curated record.